AUGGGAUGGGAAUGUGGGGAAGCUCGGGACGCCCGAAGCGCCGAGUCGUGCGUUGCGACGGGAGGCAGAGAGCAGCAGCGGCCAUAACACUCCUUCCUCCGCCGCCUCCGUCUCCCGGCCGUCUUUCCGCUCCGGGGCCGGAACUCCGCCGCGGCCCGCCGGGCGCCGGGGGCACCGCCCCGCGGAGCGCCGCCGGAAGGGCGGGCGGAAGAGGCGGGCGGCGGCGCGGUGCGCACCAUGGUGGCCACCAGGCGGGCGACGCGGCGGCGGGAGGCGGGGACGGCGGCAGCCGGGGGUGACGGACCCGGCGGCGCGACGGAGACUGUAUCUGCUGAAAUUGGUACUUCAGUAUCUACGAGGAUGUCCAGAAGGAGUAAAGCAGUUUGUAAACCUGCUGUAAUUCGGGAAUCUCAGCUGGAAGAGGUGGACCAUGCAGGAACAAAACCAGAUGUCAGUGAUAGCACAGAGAUGCAGAUUAGUAGAAAUGAGAAUACAGCUGUUCAUUCAGCACAAUCAUCUGCCGAUCCACAGGCUGAUGGAGAUGUGUCAGAGGCAGAAUCAAACUGUUCUGCUGUGUCUGGUCUUCAGACACCUCUGUUUAUAAGAGUAACGAGAAGGCGACAGAUUGUAGUUCCUUAUCAACCAGCUUCCCCUUCGAAAAAAAGACAUAACAGGACUGCUUUUCUAAAUGAGUUAAGCAGAACUGUGGAUGAAGAUGAUGUCUCUGAAGCUGAGUCUUGCUCCUCUGCUGUUUCUGAUGUCCGGAUGCCUAAUUCUACCAAAACUACGAGAAAUAGGCAAAGCAGGAAGAAGUUGCAGUCAGAUCUUGUUUGUGAAGCCCAGAGUGAAGAUAUCUCUGAUGCAGAGUCAUGUUGUUUUCAUCAGGAGCCAUCCAUUACUGCCAAACGAACUACUAGGAGCAUGCAAAUGAAACUGCAAGCAGAAAAUACUCAGCAUGCUGAGAAAGUAAACAAGAUUGUUUCAGAACCUCAGAAUGUAAUUGAGGACACAAUUAAAUCUGAGUCAGACCUAAUUUCUGACUCUAGCCCUGCUGCAGGAUUUAACAUAGAAGUUGCUUCCUUUGUCACUGAGUGUAAUAAAGAAUCUGGUUCACCUAAGAGCGAAUGUUCUCCCAAGUCUGCUAAUGUAAUCCCUAAUGAAGGUGUGAAACAGAACUUUUUGAAUGAUAUGGCACCUAGUAGUCCUGAAAAAAUGGGAAAAAAAAGUACUGAAUCACCAGUAAAAAAAGCUUUAACAGAUACUCUGGUUGUUGAGGUAGAUGAUUCAGAGGAAGAAAGUGGCCAGAUGCAGGAAGAGCACAGUAAAGUACCAGGGAAGGUGACGUUGAAGAUUAUGGAUGUUUGUUUGACGGACUGCAUGAGUCCCAAAGUGUUUUUAGAAUCCCCAGGGGAAAUAAUACCAAAUGAAAAUGAAGCAGUGCCAGGAAACAGAAGAGUAGAUGCUGAGGCAGCUGUUGAGAGAACUUCCACCCACACCUGUGAAUUAAGAAAGGAUGAACAGUCUAGAGGAGCAAGCAGCCCAGGGAAGGAUGUGUCUGUUGCACAAAUGACUGAUAGCAUAAUUAGUAGCUGUAGAAUGGUUGGAAUCGGUGUAGACAGCAGUGAAGACCAAACAAGAGAAUGUGCUGAAUUUGUAUCCCGCAGCAGUGAAAGAUCCAGUGAUGAAAAUGAUUCCUUUGCAUUGUUACUGAGCAAAGAUGGAAGCGGUGAAUCUGAGAACUGUGACGCGACAGAAGAGAAUCUGAGUGACACAGAGGCAGAAGGGAGGACUCCUUCCGUAAACAAAUCUUCAGAAAAGAAUUCACUGCAUGUUGAAGGCCUUUUUGUAAUUGAUACUGAGCCUGGCAUGGGUUCCAGCCGAAAGUAUUACCUGGAUCAGGUAGAGCAAGGUAGUGAUGUUGAAAGUAAGAAUGAAGGGAGUGAAAAAGAAGAAUCCUCAGAUCUAGAGGAGGCUGAAGAGGAACUAAUAGAUGAAGAUGAGAAAGAUGAAGAUGAUGACUUGUUGAAAAACAAAAUUGAUGUUUUGCAUCUUUCCAGCAGCAUAGACCCCGGUUUGAAUAUCAGGAAGCUUGGAGGUUUAUAUAUUAGCUUUGAUGGAAAAAAACAAAAACCUAGUACAAGUGUAAUUAAGCAACUGAAGGAGAAAAAGAAGGACCAGCUCUUGCAGAAGAGUAUAAUAACUCCAGAUUUUGAAAGAAAGGAAUGUGUCCCACCCCUCAGGGAGUCGCUUCAGCAGCUAAAGAAACAACGCAGAGCAGAGCGAGAGAAGACAACAGGUGACGGCUGGUUUGGUAUGAAAGCCCCAGAAAUCACAAGUGAACUGAAAAAUGAUCUUAAGGUGUUGAAGAUGAGAGCUGCUUUGGACCCCAAACAUUUUUAUAAGAAGAAUGAUAGAGAUGGUCUGCCCAAAUACUUCCAGGUUGGAACUGUGCUUGAUUCUCCCAUAGACUUUUACCACAGUCGGAUUCCUAAGAAACAGAGGAAGAAAACAAUUGUUGAAGAGCUGCUUGCAGAUUCUGAGUUUAGAAGAUAUAAUAAAAGGAAGUAUCAGGAGAUCAUGAGUGAAAAAGCAGCUUAUGCAGCAGGGAAGAAGAAUCGGAAGAAGAAGAAAUUUCACAAUUAAGACUUGAAGAAAAAUAACAAGCUGGAACCACUUAUUUGUCAUAAAUCUUUUCUCAGAUUGCUUUGAUUCGUGGUGUGUUUUUUUAUUUUUAUUUAUUUUUUUAUUUUAAGACUAAAGGUGAUGUAAAUUGAAAGUUAAGGAAUUCAUUGCAGUAAGAAUUUGGUAGAAGCUUUAUCAAAUUAAUCAGGUAUCUAAAAUUGUGUUUAUAUGAAAGACUGAUGAAAAGUACUGUUUAUUUUAGAAGUUAAUGACUUGAAAGCAUGUUGUUUAAUCUGAGCACAACAUCCAACUUAAUGGGUUACAGCCUGAUCAGUUUUCAGUCUUAACGUGAAUGAAGUAGCAAAUAUAGAUCUAAGAUAGGUGUAUAAUUCGCAUUUGGCACCUGUUUGUAUUGCAGAAAAUUUUACCGCAUCUUGUCAGAAUGCUGCUGGCCAAAUAUGUGACAGGGUGUUGAGCAUUAGCUUGGUUGUAGAGAGCUUAUUUCACUGUAGAGAGUUUAUUUCAACAGUGAACAUGGCAGAGUUGAGAAUGUCCCAGAAUUCAGCAUAAAUGCAUAUACUUACGUGCAUACACAUAUAUAAAUAGUAUAUAUAAAUUUAAAAUAUAUAACAUUUAUUAAUAAAUAAAUAAAUAUAUGCAAUAAAUAAUGUGUAUUCGUACACAAAAAUUUAAUAUCCAGUCUUAGAUCACUUACGCCUUACCAUAUGAUUGUUUAAUGAUUUUAGUGACAAUAAUUUGGUAGUUGGGGCCAUUACUAGGAUACACUAUCCAGACUGUGAUCUGACAGCUGUUAGAAUAGUUCUUCGGGAAAAUGGACAUGGUGUGUUUGGUAGAACUAAAGACAGUAUCAGUUCCGUUUCUUUUCUGUGUCAGUUCAUAACUUCUUGUGGCCGUUAAGUGUUGGGCUGUUUGUUUGCUUUUUAAUGACCUUGUUCUUGUAUUGCUGUUUCAGUUAGUACAAUCAGUUACUGUCCUUAGAUAGCAGAAACUAGAAGAGGGAGAACUAUCGCUGCAUUAUCUUGGAUGAACUGAGUGAGGCAAACUUAGACAAGGUUAUCAAGAGUCCAGCGAUGUUCAUGCUUUAUUAUAAGAAGAAUGAAUUUCAGAGGUUGCAGAUUGUACGCAAGAAGGAUGUUCUUGACCAGUGUUUAACCAUAUAAUUUUUCACUCUGCUGGGUAAAUAGCUGGGGGGCAGGGUGUUUGUUCAACAAUCAGCAGUUCGUGCUGGAGAGAGAUGAAAUUGGCAUGUACUGAUCACCAGCUGAAGUUUGACAGAAAAUUUCCCGUGAUUGUGUAGAUUUUCUUGUAUUUCUCUGAAGUUAAUCGUAAAUCGUUAAUCGUGCUGCCAAACACAGAUGGAAAUCUGGAUUUUUAUAAGUUCUCAGUUGCCUGGAGAUAAGUGGUGCACAAAGUGAAGUGAAUUUGUUUGAAGUGUUGAACACCAUAAAAAGUAGAACCACCUGGCCCCAGGUCUCAGCUAACGCAUAGAUAUUCCAAUACAAUCCUACGUGCUACAGUCUUGAACCUGUAAAUGAUAAUGCCAAUAAAAACAACUAUGGUGUCUUGUUCUCUGGAUGGGAAAUGCAAGAAGAAAAAAAGGAAUGCUGAACACUGAGGAAAGAAAACAAGCCACCACAGUAGUUGUCAUUUUGUUGCAUCCCAAACUUCAGGAAAGCAAUGUGCUGCUCUGAAAGACCUUCAAAAAGAAAAGUGAGCUUUGGUUGUACACUGCAAGCAACAGCUUCAUGUCUGUUGCUCAGUCUGCUCAAUAGCUUACUGCAGAUCUUAAAACAGUUUAUGUUUAACAUUGCUAGUGAAGGAUUUUUAUGUUCUGUAUCCUUCCCUUUCCUUCAGAUGUUCUAACAUCUGUUGUGCCACGUGCUGUGCCCAGCAUGUGCCUGUGUUCUCUGUGAGCAAGAGGUGAGUUGAGCUGGCCAGCAUGUGCGGUGGUUGCCUGCUUGCUGUCAUUGCCCCAGCUUGCGCUUCAUCCUGUCAGGGAGAGUGUUGGUGGUGUGUUGUCUCCCAGCUACUGAUUUUCCUAGAAGUAUAGAACAUAAUGCUUCAGACUAUUGAAUUUGUUUACAAAUGAUAAAUUUUAAGUUGCUGGGGAAAAAAAAAAGAUUGCAUAAACUUAUCAGAUGUCUCUGACAGUACUAAAAAAAAAAUAUUGUGAAACAUUGGUGUAGUUUGAGAAACAAUUCGCUUACAAAUUACAAGUAUUUUCUUGUAACUGCUGUCAAAUAUUUGUAUUUUAUUGAUACAAAAUGUUACAAUUCUUUCCGGGAUUAAAGAGCAAUUGGAAUGUUUAUAAGUCUAUGUAUGCAACUACAGCUGUUUUGGAUGUCACUGGGAUGUUCUGUGUGGGUAGAAUUCCUUUCUCCUUCACGCUCCCCUGGCUGAGCCUGUGUUUCCCAUGCCGUUGGACAGGGAGCAGCUGAAGUUGCUGCUGCAGCUAGCUCAGUUUGUCUCCUGGGUGCUGCAGCUGGGGCUGUCUGGCUUCCAAACGGCUUAAGCUGCGAGGACAGAGCUGUUGUUAUUGGUGCGGUACCGCUAGCAGACAUGCUUAGUCUGCAUGCAGAAGUAAAAUUUACCAUUUUUCUUUGCUGUGUGCUUAUUGCUCAUGUCUUCCAUUCUUUGGGAUAACCUCCCUGUAUCCACUUAGUCUCCUUAGGACUGAAGCUUUCUAAUGGUCUGUCCCAUUUAUAUCGCUUGCUGCAAUUCUUGGUCAUAUUCCAGCUGAUUCUCUUACUGCAUUCAGGCAGUGAGUACAUUGCCUUAGCAUUCCUCAGAGCACGCUUUGCACAGUCGUCUUGCAGAACGUGUCCCUGUGCUGCCUGCUCUGCCCUGUGUGCUAAUAUGCAGGAGCUCCUUGCUUCUUCAGCAUGCAAUUCUUUCUAUUAGGCUUUUGUCAUGUAGUAGUCACUUAAAUAUCACUUCCAGUAUGCAAAGGUCUGUAUGUAAAAGCCUCUGCCUUCCAUCUUUUUGCUGGGAACUAGGCAAGUUGGAUGAGACUGUCCUUAAAUAAAAAAAGUGGACAGGAAUAGCGUUCAGGUAACUGGAUUGCUGGCGAUGACUGAACAGGGAGGAGGGCUUUGCUGUCUCACUGGUGUUGCUGCUUGGUAUGGGAUUCAUGUUGGAGAUCGGUGAUAGCUGUUUGUUGUAGGUUCUGGCAAAAUUGAAUGUUUCAGCAAAGGGCUGCGUGCAUUUUGUAGCUAGGGAGCAUUCCAGAAUGGGUCUCUACACUGUAAAUCAGCAAUGGCUAACGUUAUAGAUGGCAUGCUUUUCAGUUGGAAAAAGAGGCUAAAGGCACAUAUGCAGGAUAGAAAUGCAUUUUUAAUAUUUUUCAAUUAAAUAUACAACUUAUGAAUCAAAUCACGAAUGUUUUUAUCAGCCACGAAUCCAUCACAGAUGUAUUUCAGUCCAAUACAGUCAUGAUUUGUUUGCUGCUGCUGUUUGCAUUUUCCUGUCCACGCUUUCCAUUCAUUUUUUAUGCUGUUACUAAAAUGGCUCUUUAUUUAGAGGGUAGGUGUAGGUUUUAUUAAUUCAAGCGUUCAGUGCUGUGGGCGAGCAGUGCUCGGAUUGCUGUGCAAAACUCUUUUCUGAAAGCUGUUCUGGAAACGUAGUAGCUUACGGCGGUUUGCCGACGCAGUUAGUUUGCCAAAGAUGGUGCUGUUGUAGAGGUUUGCUUGGUGGCUCGCUUUUUACUUUUUUUUUUUUUAUAUAUACCCACUCUUUGCACGAGCAACCCUAGGGGGGCUGCGCGCUGCCGCUCCUCAGCAUCUGCACGGCCGGCUGCCGCUUGUGCCCGCGCGCUUCGCGGCUCCGUUGUCGCGCGCCGCCGACCGUUGGUGC
Messenger RNA from Lagopus muta (rock ptarmigan), 6495 nucleotides. It is a transcript of the gene DNTTIP2, whose product is annotated as deoxynucleotidyltransferase terminal interacting protein 2. Gene Ontology annotation, cellular component: nucleolus. The record is from RefSeq and is a predicted model, not a curated record. Gene Ontology annotation, biological process: RNA processing. Gene Ontology annotation, molecular function: RNA binding. Lineage: Eukaryota; Metazoa; Chordata; Aves; Galliformes; Phasianidae.